Asparagus officinalis (garden asparagus) is the source of this 1240-nucleotide messenger RNA. RefSeq names its product SNAP25 homologous protein SNAP33-like. Bases 284 to 1048 code for a protein of 254 amino acids. The record is from RefSeq and is a predicted model, not a curated record. The transcript has 8 exons. NCBI's taxonomy places the organism in Eukaryota, Viridiplantae, Streptophyta, Magnoliopsida, Asparagales, Asparagaceae. Gene Ontology annotation, molecular function: SNAP receptor activity. Gene Ontology annotation, cellular component: SNARE complex; plasma membrane.
AGAGAAAGUCAUGCGUGUAAAGAGUGAAAAACGGUCAUAUUUCUACCAACAAUAAAUAACAAAAGGAAGAAGAAGAGAGGAUCCCUUGCGAAAAUCUCGUCAUCUGCAAUUUGACGAGAUUGCGCUUGGGUGGAGAAUCUACGGUACUCUUUGCACAUUAGUUGCGAUCUUUAGAAAAUCUAUACAAUUGUGUUAAUUUAAAGAAAGCACGUAUUUUCCAGCUGCAUGUUAUCUCCGGAGCCUUUCACACCCAGGAACGACUAGUUGACUUCUUUCGGCAACCAUGCCUCCUAAAGUAGACAUAAAGAAGAGGAUCAACAAUCCCUUUGAUUCUGAUUCUGAUACCGAAUCAAAAGCUAAACCCGGAAGGGGAGCUACAUCUUCAUCUGCUGCAAAAAAUGGAUACAAGAAUGGGCUUAAAGGCUCAGGAGGGCUCGAGAACCAGUCGGUGCAAGAGCUAGAGAAUUAUGCAGCUUAUAAAGCUGAGGAGACUACCGAUGCAGUGAACGGAUGUGUGAGGAUUGCUGAAGCGAUUAGAGAAGACGCUUCGAACACUCUUGUCACCUUGCAUGCGCAGGGGGAGCAGAUUUAUAGGACUCAUGAGAUGUGCACAAAGAUCGAUCAGGACCUUAGCAAGGGUGAGUCACUUUUGGGAAGUCUCGGGGGUAUGUUUUCUAAACCUUGGAAGGCGAAGAAAACUCGCCACAUAAAGGGGCCUAUGAUGAGUAAAGAUGACUCAUUUAAGAAGAAGAAGAAGAAGGACGAACAGAGGGAGAAGCUGGGACUGAGUCCUCCUAGAAGCAAAAGUAGACAAUAUGAUGAACCUGUGUCUGCAAUGGAUAAAGUGAAGGUUGAGAAGCAAAAACAGGAUGACUCCCUUAAUGAUUUGAGUGGCAUUUUGGGGCAGCUCAAGGGCAUGGCUUGUGAAAUGGGCUCCGAGCUUGAUAAGCAGAACAAGGCUCUGGAUGGUUUGAACGACGAUGUCGAAGAGCUAAACUCGAGAGUAAAAGGAGCAAACAGACGUACACGAAAUCUUCUCGGAAAAUAGGCUGAGAACUUGGCCUCCUAAAGCACUGAAGCCAUGCAACUCGUGUUUUUUCUGUUGUUUCAGCAAAUGUAUAAGCAUCCUGUCACAUGCAACCAUUUUUCAAAUGUGAAGUUUGAUUCUGUCAGUGGUAAAAUAUAUAUUUCCUUCGUAGAAUGUAUAAGAGCUACACUUGUUGAAUCAUUUUCAUCAAGA